Messenger RNA from Oncorhynchus keta (chum salmon), 2749 nucleotides. RefSeq names its product ribosomal protein S6 kinase a, like (gene rps6kal). The coding region runs from base 270 to 2492 and encodes 740 amino acids. Gene Ontology annotation, molecular function: magnesium ion binding; ATP binding; ribosomal protein S6 kinase activity. The transcript is spliced from 20 exons. NCBI's taxonomy places the organism in Eukaryota, Metazoa, Chordata, Actinopteri, Salmoniformes, Salmonidae. The record is from RefSeq and is a predicted model, not a curated record. Gene Ontology annotation, biological process: protein phosphorylation.
UUGUUUGUUUGCCUAUUAUGGGGGAAAUCCUUAACUGAAUUGCGUCAGAGCUACGUCAAUGGCCUCUCAGUGCAUUGAUGCUGAGGAUAGAGACGCCCAUAUUAAUCUAUGGGAGAAGAACGUAAAAUCGGUUGCCAUAUGUCUGAUCUUCCCCGGGCAGUAGGCGCCGGCGACCCAGAUCUGUCUCGUGCCCGACGGUAAAGGCAGAAUCUCCGGUGGGCUAUCAGCGGGGGGAUUCGGCUUGGAGCAGCGGUCUAUCUCCGACUACGAUGCCGUUCUCCCAGCCGCACGAACCCUGGGACAAAAUGGAGGUGACCAGCGUUAGUAGUGAGGUUAAUGGUCACCAGAUCCUGGAUGAGCCGAUGGACGAGGGAGAGUCUUUUACUCAUUGUGACGAGGUUACGUCAUAUUCAGAGAUCCAUAUCACCCACCAUGUGAAGGAGGGCUGUGAGAAGGCUGACCCGAGGCAGUUUGAGCUGCUUAAGGUCCUGGGACAGGGUUCCUUCGGAAAGGUUUUUCUGGUCCGGAAGGUCACGGGUCCAGACGCGGGUCAGUUAUAUGCAAUGAAAGUCCUCAAGAAGGCUUCGUUGAAAGUCAGGGACAGAGUUCGCACCAAGAUGGAGCGAGACAUUUUAGUGGAGGUCAAUCACCCCUUCAUAGUCAAGUUGCACUACGCCUUCCAGACCGAAGGGAAGCUCUAUUUAAUCCUGGACUUUCUCAGGGGAGGAGACGUCUUCACGCGCUUAUCCAAAGAGGUUAUGUUUACAGAGGAAGAUGUGAAAUUCUACCUAGCAGAGCUGGCUCUGGCCCUCGACCACCUGCACCAUCUGGGCAUAGUUUACAGAGACCUCAAACCAGAGAACAUUUUGUUAGAUGAAGCUGGACACAUCAAGUUAACAGACUUUGGGUUGAGUAAGGAGUCCGUGGAUGUUGAUAAGAAGGCCUAUUCAUUCUGUGGAACGGUGGAGUACAUGGCUCCUGAGGUCGUCAACAGAAGAGGACACACACAGAGUGCUGACUGGUGGAGUCUAGGAGUGCUCAUGUUUGAAAUGCUGACCGGGACAUUACCAUUCCAGGGCAAAGACCGCAACGAGACCAUGAACAUGAUCCUUAAAGCUAAGUUAGGGAUGCCUCAGUUCCUGAGUGUAGAAGCCCAGAGUCUGCUGAGAAUGCUGUUUAAACGCAACCCUGCUAACCGCCUGGGGGCUGGGGUCGAUGGGGUGGAGGAGAUCAAACGUCACGCCUUCUUCUCAUCGAUCGACUGGAACAAGCUAUACAGGACAGAGCUCCAGCCUCCAUUCAAACCAGCAGCAGGGAAGCCUGAUGACACGUUCUGCUUCGACCCAGAGUUCACCGCUAAAACACCCAAAGACUCCCCAGGUAUUCCUCCCAGUGCCAAUGCCCAUCAGCUGUUUAAAGGGUUCAGCUUCGUGGCUCCAGCCUCUCUGGAUGACAAGAAGGGCUCUCCUCUACUCAGCAUCCUACCUAUAGUACAGAUGCAUGGUGGAUCAGCCCAGUUCUCAGACCUGUAUGAGCUUCAGGAGGAUAUUGGAGUUGGAUCGUAUUCUAUCUGUAAACGCUGUGUACACAGAGUGUCUGUUAUGGACUACGCUGUGAAGAUAAUAGAUAAGGGAAAGAGGGAUCCAUCGGAGGAGAUUGAGAUUCUGAUGAGAUACGCACAACACCCCAACAUCAUCACACUCAAAGAUGUGUAUGAUGAGGGCAGGUAUGUGUAUGUGGUAACAGAACUGAUGAAGGGAGGAGAGUUACUGGAUAAGAUCCUCAGACAGAAGUUCUUCUCAGAGAGAGAAGCAAGCUCUGUUCUCUACACUAUUACCAAGACUGUCCACUACCUGCACUGUCAAGGGGUUGUCCAUAGGGACUUAAAGCCCAGUAACAUCCUCUAUAUGGACGACAGUGGGAAUCCUGAUUCUAUCAGGAUCUGUGAUUUUGGUUUCUCCAAGCAGCUGAGAGGAGGAAACGGACUGCUACUAACACCAUGUUACACAGCUAACUUUGUUGCUCCAGAGGUGUUGAUGCGUCAGGGCUAUGAUGCUGCCUGUGAUAUCUGGAGUCUUGGAGUGUUGUUAUACACCAUGUUAGCAGGAUACACGCCCUUCGCUAACGGCCCCAAGGACACACCUGAAGAGAUCCUGUUGAGGAUGGGGUCAGGGAAGUUCUCUCUGAGCGGUGGGAACUGGGACAUGGUGUCUGACAGCUCCAAGGACCUCCUCUCUAAGAUGCUUCAUGUUGAUCCUCACCAGCGUUAUUCAGCUGAACAGGUCCUGAAACACGCCUGGAUCACGCAACGAGACACGUUACCACACUUCCAGCUCGCACGCCACGAUGCACCACACCUCGUUAAGGGAGCGAUGGCAGCUACCUACUCUGCUCUGGGUCAUAAGACGUGUCAGCCAGUUCUGGAGCCAGUAGCUGCUUCUAGCCUGGCACAGAGACGCAACAUGAAGAAACUCACCUCUAUUGACAUGUAACACACACACCUCGGCCCCAGCCUCCCACUGCCCCAGCCUCCCACUGCCCCAGCCUCCCACUGCCCCAGCCUCCCACUGCCCCAGCCUCCCACGGCCCCAGCCUCCCACUGCCCGUCUCCCCUCUGCCCCAGCCAUCCCCAGCUCGUCUCCCCUCGGCCCCAGCCCGUCUCCCCCGGCCCCAGCCCGUCUCCCCUCGGCCCCAGCCCGUCUCCCCUCGGCCCCAGCCCGUCUCCCCUCGGCCCCAGCCCGUCUCCCCU